Molecule: messenger RNA, 709 nt
Organism: Durio zibethinus
Lineage: Eukaryota; Viridiplantae; Streptophyta; Magnoliopsida; Malvales; Malvaceae
Product: zinc finger AN1 domain-containing stress-associated protein 12-like
Cellular component (GO): cytoplasm
Molecular function (GO): zinc ion binding
Source: RefSeq, a predicted model, not a curated record
AAAGCACUAUUCAACACGGAAUUCAUAUUCAUGCAGGAAUUGGCCUAGACCACCAGGCAAGCUUUAUAUAUAAGAAACCUCCCCCUCCUGUAUGUCUCCAAACAUUCAAAACUCUAAUAAUCUUUGUUGAAAUUAAUCAUGGCCGGCGGAACUGAAGCUUUUCCUGAUUUGGGAAAACACUGCCAACAUUCAGAUUGUCGUCAAUUGGAUUUUCUUCCUUUCAAAUGCGAAGGUUGUCACAAGGUGUUUUGUUUGGAGCAUAGGUCAUAUAAGUCUCAUGAGUGUCCGAAAUCGGAUCAUAAGAGCAGGAAGGUAAUUGUUUGUGAAACCUGUUCGACCUCAAUUGAGAAAGCAGGGAAAGAGGAGGAGGAGGUGAAGAUAAUGUUGGAGAAGCAUAAGCAGUCAGGGAAUUGUGAUCCAAGGAAGACGAAGAAACCGACUUGCCCUGUUCGGAGGUGUAAAGAGACAUUGACAUUCUCUAAUUCAAUCGUUUGCAAGACUUGCCAAUUGAAGGUUUGUCUGAAACACAGGUUUCCAGAUGAUCAUGCUUGCAGACAGGAUUCCAUCACACUGGCACCGGCGAAAGGAGGAAGGAAUGAGAAGUUCUUGACUGCUUUUGCUUCAAGGAACGGAAAAGAUUGUGCCCAGAGUGGGCAGCGGCCAUCACCAACUUCUCCAUCUGUAAAGGCCUAUUAGGACGCACAUUAUU